Messenger RNA from Carya illinoinensis, 3177 nucleotides. RefSeq lists its product as uncharacterized. The transcript has a single exon. The coding region runs from base 1 to 3177 and encodes 1058 amino acids. Lineage: Eukaryota; Viridiplantae; Streptophyta; Magnoliopsida; Fagales; Juglandaceae. The record is from RefSeq and is a predicted model, not a curated record.
AUGACAGUGUUUUUCCUUCCUUCCAUGUUACUUUCAUUUACAUCCAUUCCCGAAUCUCAAAUACCCAUAUACUACUCCAAGCUACUCUGCAUUUCGGUAGCUAACACUUGGUAUCAAGAGCCAUCCAUCCUGAUGGCUGAAGGCACACGUUCGAGGGAGGCACUCCAAAGACAGGUCGACUCCCUAGAAGAAAGCAGCAAAACAGUGAAUGAAAGGUUAGACCAACUUACUGAUAUGGUGAGAACAUUAAUCGCUAAUCACAAUAAUAUGGUGAAUAGAGAAGUACCACUAGGACAUGAGGGUGGAGAACCACAUAGGGGGGGUUUUAACAGAACUGUUAGGCUGGAGUUCCCUCAUUUCAAUGGGGAUAACCCAGCUGGAUGGACUUUCAAAGCAAACCAGUAUUUUGAAAUCCACCAAACAAACCCAGCCCAAAGAUUAUUAAUAGCUUCUUACCAUAUGGAGGAGGAAGCCUUGGUCUGGUACCAAGAUGCUUAUGAAUCCGGACAGCUUACUAGCCGGGACACAUUUGUAAGAGCCUUGCUACUGCGUUUUGGGCCAACGGCUUACGAUGACCCAAUGGAAGCUCUUACGCGUCUGAAACAAACCACCAUUGUUUCAGCUUAUAAAGCUGAGUUUGAAUCCUUGUCCAAUCGUUUAAGAGGUCUUUCAGCUCCUCAUAAAUUAAGUGUUUUCCUGAGUGGGCUAAAAGAUGAAAUCUGCUUGCCAGUUAAGAUGUUAAAUCCUAUUAACUUGGGAGCGGCUUUCGGACUAGCAAAAGUACAGGAGGAAUACCUCCUAACUUCCAAGAAGCCUUUCACUAGACCUCAUUCGGAUAGGUCAAUGUCAUCUUGGGGAACCAAUCCUAACCCCACUGGGCAGUACAGUGAAGGAAGCAGCAGUAGUAAGGGGGGGAGAUAUGUUACUCCUAACAGGAAGUUGUUCUCAACCUCAAUGGAUGAGAAUAGCCGCAAGGGACUAUGCUACCAUUGUGAGGAGAAGUGGAACCCCACGCACCAGUGCAAAGCACCAAAAGCUUACCUGUUGCAGACUCUUGAAGAACCAUUGGAAGCAGGACAGACUGAACUAGCAGAAAAUGAGGACAAUGACCCCGAGAUGGAGCCCUUAGUGGAGCAACCUGAAGCAGGGAUUUCGUUGAAUGCUAUGAGUGGGACCCCUAAUGCUCAAACAAUGAGACUUCUGGGCAAUUUGUGUGGAGUACAAGUGGUGGUUCUGAUCGAUUCAGGCAGUACAAAUAAUUUUAUGGACCCCUGGGUGUCCAGAAAAACCAAACUACUAGUGGCAGACCCAAGACCCAUUUCGGUAAAGAUUGCAAAUGGAGAUGUUAUCCAAGGUGAAGGCCAAUGCAGUGAAGUACCCCUCAAACUGCAAGGUACACACAUUACUACCUCCUUUUAUUUACUUAAAUUGGGUGGUUGUGAUCUGGUUCUCGGAGUAGCUUGGUUGCAAACUCUUGGCCCAAUAUUGUGGGAUUUUGCAAAACUUACAAUGGAGUUUGGAGGAAGGGAUGGAAAACAAGUCCUAAGAGGAUUAAAGCCUGGUGAGUCAACUGUAGAGGGUAGUAGCAAGUCUCUACUCCACUCUAUAAACCGUGGCCAAAGAUUUUGGUUACAAUGGCAGGAAGCCCAAACCAUGGAAAAAAACCUCAGCUCUGAAUUCCAAAGAACCCACCCGGACAUAAAAGCCCUCCUAACUCAGUUUAAAAAAAUCUUUGACACCCCACAAGGCCUUCCCCCAACCCGUUCCAAGGAUCACAGAAUAAUCCUUAAAGCAGGAACCCAACCUAUUUCUACUCGACCCUACCGUUACCUACAUUACCAAAAAAAUGAGAUUGAGAAACUGGUGACACAAAUGCUACAAACAGGAGUUAUUAGACCCAGUUCCAGCCCUUUCUCAUCUCCCGUAUUGCUGGUUCGAAAGGCAGAUGGAGGCUGGCGUUUGUGUGUGGAUUACCGAUCCUUAAACAAGGAAACGGUGAAGGAUAAAUUUCCAAUACCAGUGAUAGAUGAACUACUGGAUGAAUUAAAUGGGGCUGUGGUUUUCUCAAAGCUGGACUUAAGGUCCGGCUAUCAUCAAAUAAGAGUGGUGGAGGAAGACAUACCAAAAACUGCAUUCCGAACCCAUGAAGGGCAUUAUGAAUUCCUUGUAAUGCCUUUCGGCUUAACAAAUGCCCCAUCAACUUUCCAAGGCAUCAUGAAUGAAAUCUUCCGACCAUUUCUAAGGAAAUUUGUAUUGGUUUUUUUUUAUGAUAUACUAAUCUAUAGUGGCUGUUGGUCUACUCAUUUGUUGCACAUUCAAAAGGUACUGGAGACCUUGCAGGUACACCACUUGUUUGCUAAGUUCUCAAAGUGUAAAUUUGGAGUUCCAGAAGUGGAUUACUUGGGGCAUAUUAUCACAGCUGAAGGAGUAAGAGCUGAUUCCUCAAAAAUACAAGCGAUGCUGGAUUGGCCACAACCGAAAAGUGUCAAGUCUCUAAGAGGGUUUCUGGGCCUAACGGGCUAUUACUGUAAGUUCAUUAGGCACUAUGGAACCAUUGAAGCACCUCUUACCAAGCUGUUGGGAAAAAAUUCCUUUGCUUGGAACCAGGAAGCAGAGGAGGCUUUCAAGGAACUCAAGAAGGCUGUUACUCAACCACCAGUUCUUAGACUACCAGAUUUCUCCCAGCCUUUUAUUGUGGAGUGCGAUGCUAGUGGAAGAGGAGUAGGGGCAGUAUUGAUGCAGGGACAGCAGCCCAUUGCAUUCAUGAGUAAGGCAUUAAAAGGGAGAGCACUUUCCCUUUCCACCUAUGAAAAGGAAUUGUUUGCACUAGUUACAGUGGUGCAAAAGUGGAGGCCUUACUUGUUGGGGAGGUUUUUUACAGUAAAAACAGACCAGCAAGCUCUAAAGUUUCUAUUAGAACAAAGGGUGGGCACAACAGCACAACAAAAAUGGCUGACCAAACUACUUGGUUAUGAUUUCGUGAUCGCUUAUAAAAAAGGGAUGGAAAACAAGGUUGCCGAUGCCUUAUCGAGGCAAAUCGAAAGUGAAGGCAAUAUGGAGGUUGCCUUGGCUAUGAUCUCAUUCCCAACUCCAGAGUGGGUGGAAGAAUUAAAGGGCAGCUACCAAGAUUCAACGGAAGCUCAACAAAUACUUUCAAGGCUAAAUGACAAUACAUAA